Molecule: messenger RNA, 1901 nt
Organism: Arabidopsis arenosa
Lineage: Eukaryota; Viridiplantae; Streptophyta; Magnoliopsida; Brassicales; Brassicaceae
Source: the annotation of a GenBank genome assembly
AAACCUUACGGCUGUGAAGUUCUGAUACACGGUGAAUCAGUCAAGAUGACCAAAAGAUAAAGUUGUACGGUUAAGAUAUGCAGAUGAACUACAGAUUGCAAAGAGAAGGACUAUAUAUAUUGGUAGAGAAACCAUCAGAGCUUAAACCUGAAACGAACCCUUCUCACCAAGUAAAGAAUCUUACCCAAAAAAGCAAGUCUUGAUCUGAAGAACAAUGAAUCUGCACUCAAGACCCAUCCUUUGACUAGUUGAUGCAUUUUUCUCCGGACAGAGAAUGGCGGCGGCUGUCUGAAGUUAUUUGGAGAAAGUGAAGAUUUUUAGGGUUCUGAGAAGUUUUCAUCACUUGAAGUCUUUUAAUAGUACUAUAUGAUAAUGGAAUUGCCUCGAUACUAAUGCAAUUGACGACAAUGCCCACAAGAACAGAGCAAAAUGUCUCCAUACUCAGAAACCUCUGUUCUGCUACUUCCCAUGGUCGAUAAAUGCAUAAAUCUCUUACAAACCUACGGCGUUUCAUCGCUAACGAGACUCAGAAAAAUCCACGCUUUUUCAAUCCGACAUGGAGUCUCAAUCUCCGACGCCGAGCUGGGGAAACACCUCAUCUUCUACCUCGUGUCUCUUCCCUCUCCACCUCCAAUGUCUUACGCUCACAAGGUCUUCUCCAAGAUUGAUAAACCCAUCAAUGUCUUUAUUUGGAACACAUUGAUUAGAGGCUACGCCGAGAUUGGUAAUUCCGUCUCUGCUGUUUCUCUUUACCGUGAGAUGAGAGUCUCUGGUUUGGUCGAGCCAGAUACUCAUACUUACCCGUUUCUUCUUAAAGCUGUGACGAAAAUGGCGGAUGUUAGGCUAGGAGAGACGAUUCAUUCCGUUGUUAUAAAAAGUGGGUUUGGUUCGUUGAUAUAUGUUCAGAACUCUCUGCUCCAUUUAUACGCCAAUUGUGGAGAUGUAUCUAGUGCUUACAAGGUGUUUGAUAAAAUGCCUGAGAAAGAUCUUGUGGCUUGGAACUCUGUGAUUAAUGGGUUUGCAGAAAACGGUAAGCCAGAAGAAGCUUUGGCGCUUUAUACUGAAAUGGAUUCGAAGGGUAUCAAGCCUGAUGGGUUCACAAUCGUUAGCUUGUUGUCUGCUUGUGCAAAGAUUGGUGCUUUGACAUUGGAUGUGGAAGAGUCGAAGAAGCCAAACAUGCUUUUCGAUGAAAUGGUGGACAAGAACAGUGUCUCGUGGACUUCAUUGAUUGUCGGUUUAGCUGUUAAUGGCUUUGGAAAAGAAGCAAUUGAGCUUUUCAGGAAUAUGGAAUCAAAGGAGGGAUUGUUACCAUAUUUAGCAGAGUUAGCUAGAAUGAAGAUCGUACAACUAGAACCAAACCACAGCGGCGAUUAUGUCCUCUUGUCGAAUAUGUAUGCAUCCGAGCAGCGUUGGUCCGAUGUGCAAAAGAUAAGGAAACAAAUGCUAAGAGACGGUGUGAGAAAAGUUCCCGGUCACAGCUUAGUAGAAGUAGGAAACAGAGUUCAUGAGUUUCUCAUGGGUGAUACGUCUCAUCCACAAAGUGAUGAAAUUUACGCUAAGCUGAAAGAAAUGACUGAUAGAUUGAGACUGGAAGGUUACGUGCCGCAGAUUUCAAACGUCUAUGUAGAUGUUGAGGAGGAAGAGAAGGAGAAUGCUCUGGUUUACCACAGUGAAAAGAUUGCUAUUGCUUUUAUGCUUAUUAGCACACCGGAAAGAUCUCCGAUUCGAGUCGUGAAGAAUCUUAGAGUAUGUGCAGAUUGUCAUUUAGCAAUCAAACUUGUGUCAAAGUUUAUAAUCGAGUGAUUGUUGUCAGAGAUCGUAGCAGGUUUCACCAUUUUAAAGAUGGUUCUUGUUCUUGCCAAGAUUACUGGUAAUGUAGAAAAUAAAAUUAUUGUUUCAUC